CCAAUGGAGCUUGAGGGGCAGUGGUGGAAAGAACAACUUGCCGGAGAUAUAUACCAUGCUCUGCGUUACAGGGAACUGUCUUUACCUUUUUACAAAGGCCAGUCUCCACAGCUUAGCCUCAGACGUUACUUUGCAGACCUCAUAGCCAUUGUAAGCAAUCACUUCAGGCUGUGUCCGACAGCCAGACACUUGGCUGUUUACCUGCUGGACCUUUUCAUGGAUCGUUAUGACAUUUCUGUGCAACAGCUUCACUUGGUUGCCCUGUCCUGCUUGCUUUUGGCUAGUAAGUUUGAGGAGAGAGAAGAUCAUGUGCCCAAGCUGGAGACUCUGAACAGCCUCGGCUGUAUGAGCGCCAUGAACCUGGUUCUGACUAAACAGGGACUUCUUCACAUGGAGCUCCUUCUGCUGGAGACCGUCCAGUGGAACCUCUACCUGCCCACGGCUGCCCAUUUCAUAGAUUACUGCCUGUCAAUCGCAGUCAGUGACGGUGACCUUCACGAUGGAUGGCCGAUGGCCUGUGUGGAGAAGACUGAGUUGUACAUGUCCAAAUAUGCAGACUAUUUCCUUGAGGUCUCUCUUCAAGAUCACGCAUUUCUUGCGUAUGCUCCCUCCCUGGUGGCUGCUGCAUGCGUGGCUGCAUCGCGGAUCAUUCUCAGGCUGUACCCAACAUGGCCACCACGUCUUCAGAGGCUCACAGCAUAUUCGUGGGACCAGCUCCUACCCUGUGUGGAAAGACUACUCAUUGCACAUGACAGUGAUGUGAAAGAAGCUAACAAGCAGAAGUGCCAGCAGCUCAGUCCCCAGUCAGGACAGACCAUGUACCAAACCCAGUUCCAGGGCUCCACCAUGCCUCAGUACCUCCACCGAUCUUCACUACAGUACACACAGCAGAACUGCCAGCCUGUCGGAGCCUCUACCCAUAGCUCUGCCACCUAUCUGACCCACACCACUACUCUACAGGUUUCCAGUGCCCCACAACUCGGGCAGUCUGCGUCUGCACCUCUGGAUGCCAAAGUCAGCAUUCCCAAUGGCGCAUACCAAGUGGGCACGCUGUAUCCAUGCACAACACCCUGCUUUGACAGGUGA
Messenger RNA from Chanos chanos (milkfish), 1086 nucleotides. RefSeq names its product cyclin J (gene ccnj). The record is from RefSeq and is a predicted model, not a curated record. The transcript is spliced from 5 exons. Lineage: Eukaryota; Metazoa; Chordata; Actinopteri; Gonorynchiformes; Chanidae. Bases 4 to 1086 code for a protein of 360 amino acids.